AUGUCGGCCUCUGAUGACCUGAUCAACUUUGACGUGAUUGAGACGCAGAAAGAAAAUAUUCAGUCUUUGCCUGGCGGAAGGUCUGCGAAGGCCCUGGUACAGAUAUUUUCAGCAGGAAAAAGCGGCGAUAAAUAUAAUUCACCAUCACCAAACGAGACUAGGACCUUAAACGAUGCAAUUCGACAAGAAUACGAGGCCGAAUUGGAAGCCAGCGCCGACUCAGACGAUCCCCUUGAUGUAUACGACCGAUAUGUCAAAUGGACUUUGAAUGCAUAUCCAUCAUCCCAGGCCACCGCCGAAUCUGGGCUUCUACCCUUACUAGAGCGAGCUACGAAGGCUUUCCUCAACUCCGCACAUUAUAGGAACGACCCUCGGUACCUGCGAUUAUGGCUUCAAUAUAUUAGAUUAUUUUCAGACGCACCACGUGAAACAUUCUCGUUUCUAGCACGCCAUCAUGUCGGAGAGGGUCUAGCGCUCUUCUAUGAAGAAUUCGCCAGCUGGCUUGAAGGUGCCGGACGAUGGACUCAAGCGGAGGAAGUCUAUAGACUUGGUAUAGAGCGCGAGGCACGUCCUCAGGAACGUCUACUGCGAAGAUUCGGCGAAUUUCAGGCACGAUUCGAACAACAGCCACAGGGUGGUGACGGACCAUCUUCUCCCGCUCUUCCAACUGUCCGCCCAGCCCUGGCAGCAAAAGUUGAUCCAUUCGCUACUGCACGGACUGAUCCCCAAGCACCGCAACCUAGAGGUGUGGGGGGGCGAACAACAACUAAAUCAGGAAAACAAAAACUCGCUAUAUUUUCCGACUCCGACAACCCGGAUUCGAGUCAGCCGCCAACGAGUAGCUUGUCAAAAGGGUGGGAUAACAUUGGAUCCCUGCGAGACAGACGCAAGGAAAACGAGGUCGAGGCAAAGCCUUGGGCCGGUGAAAUAUUGAAGUCGGAAAAGAAGCAGGUUCCGGUCCAGAAAAUGACCGUAUUCAGGGAUGAGUCGAACUCAAAUGCACAAAUUCAAUCAAAUGCCCAACCCUCACGAUCUGAUACCCCCGAACAUCACGUAAGAGAGGCCAUAAAUCCUCGCACUGGUAGGAAAGAGCGUGUUUUUGUGGAUUUACAAGCUGUGUAUCCGGAUUACAAGAACCCAAACUUCGAGGUUUGUUUCGAAGAGCUUCGCGCUGCUAGCCGCGGAUGGUUGGACAAGGACUGGGCGAACCCUAAAAAGCCCCUUAAAGAAAUUCCUACCAACUCUGCUGGACGGGUUUCUUCAUCGGAGGGAAUUGAGAACUUGGACCGCUCACUCGUUCAAGAUGUAAAGCAAAAACUCUUUCUAGAGGAGGGAUCACCACAUGAUGAGCGUCGUGAAAGGCGACUAUCAAAAGUCAAGAAGAUCAAAGUUCGAGAGAUUGGGGAGACGCAGACUAUAAAAACAAAUCUGGACUCUCCGACUGGACCGAGGAUAAAGCGAAAAAACAACUCUGAGCCAACGAUGACAUUCCACACGCGAGCUGCUACAGACGAAAUAUAUAGUAUCUUUAAUCAACCGUUGAAGACCGAGACUGAAAAUGCAGAACACGGCGAUAGCUUUCUGGACAGUGAAUAUGAGGACGACGAUUAUACUAGCGGCGGAGAAAGUACCGGCACUGGGAGGAUAUCGGCAGGGCACAGCGAGUUCGGAGAUGAUGAGACUAGGGUCAAUGACGAUGAACAAAUUGAUGACGAUAGUGAACACGAUGGUGAAUGGACAGAAUUCACUGCUAGCAAACAUAUUCCGAAUGUCUCUGCUGCAGAAUACGACGAAGAUGAAAAUAAUUUGGACUCUAACCCUAGGACACGAGAUCUCACGAAUAACAAGUACAUUCUAGAAGAACCUGACGAUUAUAAUCCUCCUAUUGGACCUUAUCGAGAUGCUGCAAUAAUGGCACAGAAUCGACUUCCUUUCAUGACACCUAUCAUUGAGAAAACCGAGUCUUCGUUGCCUUCCUUUACUGCCGCAAGGAGCCGUCACUAUGAUUAUAAAACGCCUUGCAAAACUGUUCCCGAAGUUGAGCUUACACCUUCCGGCAUCCCGGUGGGAGAUCUGUUGCUUAAUAGUCCAGAUGCAGACGCAGUGACCGUCAAUCUCGAAGACGCGCAGUCUCCUAGUCUAGGCGUGAAGACAUUAAGACGAACCCCUGUCAAGCAUGUGCCACCAUUUUCCAUCACCGAUGCCAAUUGCAUCAUCAAGGACUCUCAAUGUGAUCCGAGUGACAGAGCGAUUCGCAAUAAGAUUCUCAAAAUGAUUGAACCGCCGCUUGCAACCUUCACUGGAUACCAUGAUCAUUCGUCCAUCUUCGGGGCACAUGCUGGGGAUAUUCUUAAGUACUCUAAAUCGGCCAAAAAGCUGUCAAAGGGUGGCGAAAGGCUGUCCUCUACUCCUCCAGUGCUCAGUCUUCAAGGAAGCAAAAGAACUUACGCCAUAAAACGUGAGCUAGGAGCCGGGGCUUAUGCACCAGUCUAUCUGGCAGAGAGCGUAGGAAACAUCGAUGCCUAUCCCCCUAACAAUGAAACGGAAGCGAGUACGAAAUUAUCUUCAGCCCUAGGCAAGCGGGAACAGAAGUUCCAGAGACAUAGGCUUGAAGCCAUUAAGUUAGAAACGGACCCUCCGAGUGCAUGGGAGUUCUAUAUGAUAAGCAUUGCACACGACCGUCUUCGCACUUCGCCCUCCUAUUUCCGCGCAUCGGAAAGCAUUGUGAAAGCUCAUGAAAUCCAUCUUUUCAAAGACGAAUCAUUUCUGAUAGAAGACUAUCAAGGACAAGGUACACUGCUGGAUCUUGUCAACAUCAUAAGAACAGAAGCCAUCACAAACACUGGAAAUGCAGAGGCCGGCAUGGACGAAGCACUUGCGAUGUUCUUCUCCGUUGAACUGCUUCGGACGGUGGAAGGACUCCAUGCUUGUGGGAUACUGCAUGGAGAUAUCAAGCCAGACAACUGCCUAGUGCGGUUGGAAGACAAGAAGAGCAGAUCAUCGCUCCCUUCACCUCCCCCAGGUGAAUCUCUUCUUGAUCUAGCAGAUGAAGAUGCUAUAGCUGAUCCUAGUGAAGUCCACUACUCGGCUCGUGGACUACGCGGUUGGAGAGAACGAGGUCUCACACUGAUUGAUUUCGGCCGGGGUGUCGACAUGAAGGCCUUUAGGCCCGACGUUCAGUUCAUAGCAGAAUGGGAAAUGAGCCAGCAUGAGUGCAACGAAGUACGUGAGAUGCGACCCUGGACAUAUCAAAUCGAUCUGUACGGAGUCGCCGUGACGAUCCACGCAAUGCUAUUCGGCAAAUACCUUGAAUCUGUCCCUGUCGACAACAACACACGCAACUCCGGUGGCGCAAUUCGUGAUUCUCUAACCGAUUUUAACGCCACUACUAAACGCUAUCGUAUUCGUGAAUCUUUCAAGCGAUAUUGGGACCGAGAGAUUUGGACAGACGUGUUCGACCUCCUACUCAACCCUGCAACAGAGCGCUGGACACAGAUGGAGCGCGCGGGUGCUUCCAACGCUGCAGUUCCAGCAUUGCCUGUUUGCCAAUCCUUGAAACACAUGCGCGAAAGAAUGGAAGCAUGGCUAGCCGUUAAUGCGGAGAAGAAAAACCUCUCUCUACAAAUCCGCAAACUAGAAGCAUACCUAUCGCGAAGAAAGGAGAGAUUAGAAAAGGAGCGUUAG
Talaromyces atroroseus is the source of this 3684-nucleotide messenger RNA. RefSeq lists its product as hypothetical. Bases 1 to 3684 code for a protein of 1227 amino acids. The record is from RefSeq and is a predicted model, not a curated record. Gene Ontology annotation, molecular function: ATP binding; protein kinase activity. The transcript has 3 exons. NCBI's taxonomy places the organism in Eukaryota, Fungi, Ascomycota, Eurotiomycetes, Eurotiales, Trichocomaceae. Gene Ontology annotation, biological process: mitotic spindle assembly checkpoint signaling; protein phosphorylation; meiotic sister chromatid cohesion, centromeric.